Molecule: messenger RNA, 1302 nt
Organism: Exophiala viscosa
Lineage: Eukaryota; Fungi; Ascomycota; Eurotiomycetes; Chaetothyriales; Herpotrichiellaceae
Product: ribosome recycling factor
Exons: 1
Coding region: 239-1129 (296 amino acids)
Biological process (GO): translation
Cellular component (GO): mitochondrion
Molecular function (GO): ribosomal large subunit binding
Source: RefSeq, a predicted model, not a curated record
CGCCAUUUGGGGGUCACUCCAGAGUCUGGAUUGCAGGUAAAUGCCGGCAUUGUACUGUAAUGGUCUGGAUUUCUCAGAUUGGAAGCAUUGCUCUCUACAUCGCUGGGUUAUGUAAGCCGGAUAAUCUCCGGCCCAUGUCGAGGUCAAUUCAAACAAAUUCCUGGGGUGUCGAUAAAGUACCAGGUACGAGUGCUGUGCGCUACGUUUACAAUUGUAAGUUGGGUGACACUCAGUCAAGAUGGCUUCAAGAAGCACAGACGCACCUCUGAAGCUCCUCUCUCAGUUUCUCUCUUUGUCACGUCCUAAACCAUUGUCAACCCGAGUCGUGUGCCUAGCAUGCCGUUUUCGCAACCCAUCUCUUGGUUCGGCAGCACCAGCACCACUCCGACACUUUAGCAGCACAUCACACCUACUAAAGAAGUCCUCCUCGUCCUCCAAAUCCGCACGCAAGUCCCCGGAGGUGACAUCUCCCAAAAAGGCCGAACACAUCCCCGACAAUGCGGCCACUCGAAACCGCGACGCGGAGGUCGACCCAUACGACUUCAGCGAAUUGAAUGCUGGAAUCGGCAAAGCCGUCGCCCGACUGAAAGAUGCACUUCUCAAGACACGCGACGCCGGCCGGAUCACACCUGAUAUGGUCGACUCGUUGCCUGUUGAACUGAAUAUCAAAGGCGCCGCUACGCAUGGUGGUCGUCCCCACCACGAGCGUACCAAGGUGGGCGACAUUGCCAGCGUGGUACAAAAGGGUGGGAGGAUGCUGCAGGUCUAUUGUGCGGAGGAGGCGCACGUGAAACCAAUAACGUCCGCAAUCCAAGCGAGUCCGCACAGUCUGGUGCCGCAGCCGGACGGGACAAACCCAUUAUUGCUUAAUGUCCCAGUGCCGCCUGCGACGGCGGAGACGAGAGCCCAGGCCCGCGAGGAAGCUAAGAAAGUGUUUGACCGGGCGAGUCAGGAUGUGAGGAACGCCAGAGGGGAUGCGCAAAAACGAUUUCGCAAGAUGGAGCUAGGGAAAAUGGUGAUUCAAGAUGAGCUGCGGAAGGCGCAUAAGCAGAUGGAGGAUGUGGUCAAGAAGGGCCAGGACGAGUGUAAAAAGGUGUUUGAGGCGGCUGUCAAGGUUUUGGAUGGAUAGGUGGGAGUAUAUGUGUAUUGACUUGACUGGUUCUCCACCACAUUUCGAGACGAGGAAAGCAAAAGCAUCCGGGAGAAACAACGGCAAAGUGUAACACUAUACUCAAAAGGCUGAUUGGCUAUUCAAAGUCUUCGAAGUGAGGAGUUGGGAGAAGUGUCAUCUCCGACGAUAAA